This is a messenger RNA of Drosophila eugracilis, 567 nucleotides long. RefSeq names its product pupal cuticle protein G1A-like. The record is from RefSeq and is a predicted model, not a curated record. The transcript has 2 exons. Lineage: Eukaryota; Metazoa; Arthropoda; Insecta; Diptera; Drosophilidae. The coding region runs from base 56 to 451 and encodes 131 amino acids.
CAACUUUGUUCGCUUCAGCAGCACAACACAGACCAACAAACAAAAAUCCUUAAACAUGUUCAAAUUGGUGGUGUUGUCUGCUCUCCUCGCCGUAGCUGUCGCUCGUCCCGGUCAUCUUUAUGAGUCUCCUUUGGUGUAUGCCGCUCCAGCUGCCACAACCAUUGUCCAGGAGCCAGUCCUGGCCAAAGUGGGUGCCGUGGUGAACAGUGUUCCCACUUCGGUGUCCCACCAAAGCCAGUCAGUGGUCCAUAGCUCAGCCCAUGUUGUCGAGGACAUCGUUGCCCCUGUGGUGAAGUCCACUCCAGUGGUCAGCUAUGCUGCUGCUGCUCCAGUGGUCCACACCAGCUAUGCCGCUGCUGCUCCUGUUGUCCAAACCUAUGCCGCUGCUGCCCCUGUGGUGCACACCUCCUACGCUGCAGCAUCUCCUAUUGUCUACAAUUCCAGCUGGUAAUCAGGAGUUCUGGACUUUUGGGGGCUCAUGCGAGCGAUCUGGAUGGUUAGAAAAUAGCGAUUCUUUUUGUAUAUAAACGAGUUUAAUUGCGAGUAAAAUGUGAUUGUUAAAGAAAA